This is a messenger RNA of Phyllopteryx taeniolatus (common seadragon), 5720 nucleotides long. RefSeq names its product MLLT10 histone lysine methyltransferase DOT1L cofactor (gene mllt10). Gene Ontology annotation, biological process: regulation of transcription by RNA polymerase II. Lineage: Eukaryota; Metazoa; Chordata; Actinopteri; Syngnathiformes; Syngnathidae. Gene Ontology annotation, molecular function: nucleosome binding; histone binding. Gene Ontology annotation, cellular component: nucleus. Bases 224 to 3160 code for a protein of 978 amino acids. The transcript has 20 exons. The record is from RefSeq and is a predicted model, not a curated record.
AUUGGAGGAUUUCCCCCCCCCCCCCUUUACCUCAACAUUGCGUCGUGCAGUGGUUGUUUUGGUUAACAAUAUAGCUUCAAGAAAGCACGUAAACACGUUUAAAAUAUGGAAUUUCGGCCGAGUGAGACCCAACGCAGCGUAGCGGAGGAUUGCGGGACGCGUUAAGCGAAUGAUUUGACUAGUCUUCCUGUUGUAUUGCUCCGCAUGUUCCAUUUCUUCGUAGAUGGUCUCCGGAGAGCGUUGUCUGUUGGUGGACACAGAGUUGUCGACGAGUAACAUGAAGGAGAUGAUUGGAGGGUGUUGUGUUUGCUCAGACGAGAGAGGCUGGGCGGAGAACCCGCUGGUAUACUGCGACGGACACGGCUGCAACGUCGCCGUGCACCAAGCCUGCUAUGGCAUUGUACAGGUGCCCACUGGUCCAUGGUUCUGCAGAAAGUGUGAAUCUCAGGAGCGAGCAGCCCGUGUGAGAUGUGAGCUGUGUCCCCACAAAGAUGGCGCCCUGAAGAGGACGGACAAUGGCGGCUGGGCCCAUGUGGUGUGUGCCCUUUACAUACCCGAGGUGGAGUUUGCAAAUGUCUCAACUAUGGAGCCCAUCGUGCUACAGUCUGUGCCCCAUGAUCGCUAUAACAAGACAUGCUACAUCUGCGAGGACCAGGGCAGAGAGAGUAAAGCGGCCACUGGAGCAUGUAUGACCUGUAACAAACAUGGUUGCAGGCAGGCCUUCCAUGUCACAUGUGCCCAGUUUGCAGGGUUGCUGUGUGAGGAACAAGGAUCUGAUGCAGACAACGUCAAAUACUGUGGUUAUUGCAAAUACCACCACAGUAAAUUGAAACACAAAGAACGGGACAGACACAAACCCAAACACAAGAAGACCUCCAUGGAUAUGUCCCCCUCCCUUGUUCUUCCAAACAUCAUGGUCCCAGAGAAGACCUACAACAGCAGCAAUUCAGUGGGAGGGGGCCCACCUCUCCCCGCAUCCUCGCAGAAGCGACUGGAUGACGGUAACGCCCGUUUCACCAACGUCAACUUUCAGGAAGUGUCGUCCACUCAUUCUAUCGGAAGCUCCAAGGAAUGUCUUGCUGCUGAUCCCGGGAAGGGGGUGUCUGACAUGAAGAGCAAGAAGAACUCCAGUGGAAGUCAUGCGGUGGGGCCGAGGGGUGGCCGUAAGUCUCUCACCACCUCAGGGAAAGCUCUCCCCUCUGCUGUGGUCACCAUGGCAACCUCCUCCACAUCUGCCUCUGCCUCCACUGGGCCUUUCCACCAAGGGCUGCUGUUGACGAGUGCCAGCAAGACACUCUCCGCCCCCACGUCCUCUGAUUUCCUAACCUUCGCCGACUCCUCCUUGCGUCCGGGAAGUGUGACUUCCUUCUCGUCACCGCCAUCUUUCAGCUGCCUUGUCAAGCCGAGUUCGGAGGGUGGUGCUUCAGAGGGAACAACAAAUCUUUUUGGCUCUCUCGCAACGACCGCUCCUGCAGUGGGCGGGAAGCUCUAUGAGAAUUCCCACAGUCUCUCAGCCAGCGAGACGACAAGCCUCAGCGGCUCUGCUGCCUAUAAACGGCCACAGCCCUCCAACACCGGACCGGGAAUCGCUGGAGCGACCUCAGGAGUAGGGGAGGAUGGAGUGAAGAAGAAAAAGAAAGGCAACUGGCGCAACAGAUUUGGACCUUGCUUCACAACAGAGAUCAAGCCGCCAGAGUCGUCACUCUCCCUCACUCUGCCCACCACCUCUCCAGCCAACACCUCCUCUUCCUCUGCAGCCCUCCCUACAUCUUCCACCUCAACCCUCUCUGGCCGCCCUGGCUUAGCUUCCAGCGGUGGUUUAGGAAUGGGAGGAGGAGAGCGGGGUCUUGGGGUCGUAGGUGUUGGCAGCGGGAUUCAGAAGUCGCCCUCACUCCUCAGGAAUGGGAGUCUGCAAAGCAACAGCGGGCCAGGUGUCUUUUCCAAUGGCGAUGGGUCGUCGUUGUCGGGGCCUGGAGCUGUCGCCAUGGGCGGAGUCACCUCGGACCAACUGCCACUCACACCUUCGCUUGCCCCUCCUUCUCCUUUCACAGCCACCGCGCCCCUGACCAGCACGGCCGCCACACACGUGAGCGGCCUUCCAGGGUCAGUUUUCAACCUGGCUCCCUCACAUAUGUUUGGUAACCGGCUGAAUCCCAACUCUGCCAUGGCGGCGCUCAUCGCCCAGUCCGAGGCCUCGCCCGCAGUGCGGAUACGGAUUUUAAUGGAAAAAAUAUUUGUGCGUGUGUGUCUGGCUGUCUGUUUGUGUGCACACGUGCGUGCACGCACGCACGCAGAUCAGGAAGCCGGAGACACCAGCGUCAGUGUGCAGGGCUUCUCCAUAAGGGCUUCUCCCAAGACCACACCGCGCUCACCAAUUGGCGGCCUACAGAUCCGCUAUGACUCAUCGGGGUCGUUGCCGGGACCGGGGCUCGGGUUGCUAGGAGCCGGGGGAAGCGGCGGCGAGACGCUGCACCCGGUGGCCACCACGAUAGAGCAGCUCCUGGAAAGGCAAUGGAAUGAGGGGCAGAGCUUCCUGCUGCAGCAGGGCGCGCAGGGAGAUGUGGUGGGCAUGCUGAAGUCCCUCCAUCAGCUUCAGGAGGAGAACAGGAGGCUGGAGGAGCAGAUUAAAACUCUCACCAUGAAGCGAGAGCGACUGCAGCUUCUCAGUGCUCAGCUAUCAGUGCCUUUCACGCCCACCUCGGCCUCCUCUGAUGUUAAAGGAGGAGCCACUGACUCAUCUUUACCUGUGGCAGCUCAGGACAGUGCAUCAUGUGGUGGCCACAGCAGUAGCGGCUCCACGUCUUCCCUGUCAACCCCCCCCUCCCUUUCCCAAAGCCCACCUCAGCCGCAACUAAACGGUGUCAUCGCCGCAGGGACCGCUGGGCUGGGCAGCAUAUCAGGACUGAUGGGCACCUUCGGUGCCGGAAAUGCGCUUGGCGUGGGGGGUAUCGUUGGCGCACUGAACGGUGUGAUCCAGACGUCAGCGGGGACCGGAAGCCCGCACGCAACAGGAACUGCCAUCUUACCCGUCAAUAACAGCUCUGGAGCUAGUAAGCACAGUGCGGCGCGGCUCAGCUUGGCAGACCAGCAGAGGCUACUCCAGCAGCAUCAGCUCCAGCAACUGCUGGCGUCUCAGCCCUCAGCGGAGCACUUGCAUUAACUUCACCCCUCUGUCCCUCCCACAUCUCUUGUCUGGAAAAAUGUGUCUGAUCUCAACAAUUCCCCCCCCCCCCCAUUUAUUUCCCCUCUUCAUUCCCUACUCCGCCCCCCUUAUGGUUUUUCUGCGCCGCUGUCUCCCAGCAGCAGCUAACGCAGCAACAUCAGGACCAGCUGCAGUCCUACGCUGGCCACAUUUGCUCCAUCAACAGCCAUCAAGCCCUUCUUGGUGCUCAAGUACACUUGCAUUCAUGCUUCAGGGCUGCAGAAGAAGGUUGUUGGAAUUGCGCAGGAAGGAAAAGACAUGACAUGUCGUAUUUGGAUUCGACGUUCAUUAUUUCUGUAAUUGAUGGGCCAAAUACUACAUUUUUCAGUCACAAACUCACUUUUUUUCUGCAACCGUUCCACUUUUUUUUUUUUUUUUUUUUAAGUAGGGGUGGGACUGUAACACAUUCAUUGCGAUUAAUUAAUUACAAACAAAUUAGUUAGUUCAUAAAAUAGCAUUUUCAUCACGUUUUGUGUUCCCAACAAUGCUGAACCUUCGUCAGUGCGUGAUUUCCUGGUGCACUUUUCGUUGGAUAAACAAGUCAGGGCUUUGCUACCAAAAUGGAGGAAUUGGAUGAAAAAGCGUUGCUCGGACUGAUGGGAGGUCAAUUUCAUGAAAAGAAAAUACCCGAUGGAAGCCUUGAGAAGCGCGAUUUUGUGCAAAUUGCGCUAAAAGACGUUUUCAUACCGCCAAAGCGCUUCAACCCUCCGAUAUGAGAUCCGACUUUUCAACUGCCACACAGAAACCAUUUAAAGGCAAUAAUGUUUUUUAAAAAAUUAAUAAAAGAAAAAAAAAACUGUCCUAAAAUGGCCCUUUAACUUUAGCUCGGUUUAAUUCUGGACAGGGAUAUUUUCUAUUAGUUUUUCUACUGAUUUGUAUUGAAAUGCAAUUAAAUUCAUAUUUCCAGCGUUAACAAUAGUCCCGCCUGUGUCAAUUAUUUGAUACAGUCGUCCGCAAAAAUUCAUUUAAAUUAUGUUACAUGUUUAAUGUUGCUUUUUAGGACAAAUACUGUUAUACGAUUAAAAAAAUGUGAUUCAUCGACGUUAAUUACAAAGCCUCCAAUGAAUGAAUGAAUGAAUGAAUGAAUUUCUUGAAUGGAGUCCCACCCCUACUUUGUUUUUGGAUGUUUUUCAUCCAACCACGGUCUGGUCUUUCUGCUGCGUCACUCUCUCAGGGGCCUCCGCACGUUACCACACGCGUUUCCUCGCAAGACUGCAAACACAAACAAAGAGCGCACAGUAUGUUUUGUAAGAAAAACAAAAACAAAAAAAAAACAGAAUCCCUUCCACAGUAGCAGGUGCGUGUUUGGCAUCUGUCUGGCAUAAGAUAUCCCGCCCGUUUCCACGAUGGCCGCUCUGCCUUCCUUUGUGUGUCAUGGAGCCAAGUCUGGCUCAGUCGUCACUGAUGGCAGCCUGCUUGUGACUCUCCCCUCGCGGGGCAACCCGUGAUAGGGCUCACUUAAAAGGGCACAAAUGUCCACAGGAGAAACCACAAAGAAAUUGAAACGUUCAGAGGGACACGCGGAUCCACAUACCUGUGUGUGUGUGUGUGUGUGUCAACACGUGGAAGUGGUCAUCCUUGAAUGAGCCCCCCUAGCUGCAACUACCUCUCCAACACGCAGGACCUAAAUGGCCGACAGCAGUGGCCAAUAAAAAUCCACAAGAGUCAGGACCGGCCAAUCAGCCUCCACGCCCAAAGUGCCUGAGGCCAAGCAUUGAUUUUUAAAUUUUUGUUUUUGGUUUUAUUUUUGUUUUGUUUGACAUGUUUCCCUUUUCCUUUCUAUCACUCUGCUCUCGCUCAAUGCUGCUGUCAAUUAAACUGUGUUGCCAAGCCAACAGAUUAAGAAACACCAGGAAAAAGAAUUUGUGCUGUAUUCUUCAAUAUUAAAGCAAACUUUUGUGUUGUGCUGUUAAUUUAUUUAUGUAACGGGUGUAAGAUGAUUCUACCCUCCAAGUCCUCAGAUGUUGGUAUUUAACAUCACCUUGUACUACUGUGUAAAGUUUGUUUUCCUGUUUUUGGUUUCUUGUAAACCCUUUGAUUGACUUCUAUUCUGGCUCACGUGUUGAUAAUUUGAUGGUUGAUGAUGGGGAUUGUGUGACUGCAGCUGUUUAAUAAGGGGCGGGGGGCGGGGUCCACUUUUUACCUCUUUAAAUGUAAAUAGAUCUUCUUCGUCAUGGGCCGAGGGUGUACAUAAGCGUUUGUGCGAAGGAAAGCCAAUGAAGCCUCAGUUUGUAUGUGUGAUUUUCAGGGGUCAGAGCUGACAAUAAGGUUGGAGGUUUACUGGACACAAAGUAUUAAUUUAUUUUUGUAUGUGCAGGGACAUUGUGUUUCGUUUUUUUUUUUUUUUUUUUAAAGGUUUCUCACUGUUUUUCUUGACAUUUUAUACUCCAGUGCAGCGCGUUUUCAUCUGUGCACAAAAUGUUUGUAUCCGUUUGUACGAGUAACAAAAUAAUGGUGGGUGGGGAGCUGACAUUGUAUUUCAGAUCACAAAUUAAAGCAACAACUCUGGUUUAAGUCA